AUGGUUGUGGAAUCGUUCAUCAUCAAUCUUGGAGAAAGAUAUGAUUUCAUACUGUCAACAAACAAGCUAAAAAAUAACUUUUUAUUAGUUGCACAAACACUGGAGGUAGAAAGUGAGAUUACAAGACGUGGUGAAUACCACGUGGCGGAGGCUAUCAUCCAUUACAUAGGUAGAGAUAGAGACCUAAACCUUGCAAAUAGCGGCAAAAAUGAGUGUACCGCGUCAAAGAAAUGUGUGAUUUUCAAUUGUCCUUAUCGUCUUCCUACAGGCGUAAAUGAAACCUGUAAGAAUUUCAAUGACGCGAGAACAGAUGAUUUCAAUUCCCGGCCACUAGAUGUCAGGAAUAUCGACAACGAGCUAUACUUCAAUUUUGCCUUCCCUGGACCUGGUGGCUUUAUGGAAGGAUCGGUGAAUGGUCGCCAAUUCGUGCCUCCUGUCGCCCCGUUAUACUCACAACCCGAAGAUAUCGAUACUCAGUGCGAUGUAAACUGUGGAGACCGGACGUGCCGAUGCACGUACACUCAAGAAAUAGAAUACGGAAAAGUUUACCAGUUUACACUGACUAACCUUGGUAAUGGGAAAGGAUGGUCACAUCCGGUACAUUUACAUGGACAUUCAAUUUACGUCAUGAAGAUGGGUUUUGGACAGUAUGAUCCUAGUGGUAUUUUGACUGAUUCAACAGCGGAUAUAUCAUGUACACGUGGGUCGAAGGGUUACUGUAACUCUCCGAUAUGGGCUGACGAGACUUGGAAUGGAGGAAACGUACCAGACCUAGUUCUAAACGAUGCCGCACAGAAAGACACCAUCCUCGUUCCUACUGAUGGUUACGUCGUCAUCAGAUUCAAGGCAGACAACCCUGGUGCCUGGUUCUUCCAUUGUCACAUCGACUUCCACAACACAAACGGUAUGGGAAUGGUAAUUAUCGAAUCUCCGGGAAUGUAUCCAGAGGUCCCGAAAGACUUUCCAGUUUGCGGGGACUUCGCAGAUAAUCAAGAAAAUGGGAAAGACAGUGCAAUAGGUAUGUUAUAG
Mizuhopecten yessoensis (Yesso scallop) is the source of this 1029-nucleotide messenger RNA. RefSeq names its product laccase-4-like. The transcript has a single exon. The record is from RefSeq and is a predicted model, not a curated record. Gene Ontology annotation, biological process: iron ion transport. Bases 1 to 1029 code for a protein of 342 amino acids. Lineage: Eukaryota; Metazoa; Mollusca; Bivalvia; Pectinida; Pectinidae. Gene Ontology annotation, molecular function: copper ion binding; oxidoreductase activity. Gene Ontology annotation, cellular component: plasma membrane.